AGAGAGAGAGAGUGAGGGAAGGAGAGAGGGUGAUAGAGAGAUUGGGAGUGUGAACAGCUCAAUGUAAACAGGCUGUCAGAAAAUAAAGUGCAGGGACAUUGUCACCCUGCAGAGGCUGGGAAGAGAAUCACAUAGUAUCUGCAGAGCAACACUCACCAGGGCAGAGAGCGGGAGAGAAGAGAGGGGGAGGGCAAUGACCAGGGAGAGUCCACGACAGUGAGAGAGAGAAAGAGAGAGCGAAAGCAAGAGAGAGAGAGAGAGAGAGAGAGAGAGAGAGAGAGAGAGAGAGGGAGGGAGGGAAAAAAGGCUUAAUUAAUUCAGGCUGAUGGGAGGGAGGGAUGUUGCUGCCUCUACCAUGGCUCCAGUGCCUGUGCUGUGCCUCUCUGUGUAGCUGGAGCGGUACUGUGUUGCUGUAGCUGCUGUGAGAGGCUGCUCACUGCUCUGCCCACGGGGAAAGCGAGACCCAUGCCCCGGCCGGCUUGGAAAGGACUCCCUAUCAACCCAUACUGAAAAAAGCAUCAAACACAGGGAUGGGCAGAGCUUGUGUCUGUGUAAUCAGAGAGAGAGAGGCCAAGAGACCUGCAUCUGGCUGGACCGCUACAUCACGUACUGAUCCACCAUCUCUGGUGUCUGUUUCUGCCACCACCUGCACUCACUGGGAAGGAUCUGGGAUGACGCCAUGACAGAUAUUAACCUCCUCAGCUCCACACAGGGAUAACCACACUAGAACCUCAUUCCACCUCAGAGGCACAUCCACCACCAUCCUCCCUCACGUCCCUCCCAGCUGGCACCAUGAUGGGAGACGCAGUCGGGAGCUGGGAGUGUCUGAGUCCGUCUGAGUUCGGUCAGCUGCAGCAGUAUAGCGAGUAUUCCACCAAGAAGCUGAAGGAUGUUCUGGGGGAGUUUCACGGUGAAGGAGUCCUCUCCAAGUACAAUCCUGAGCAGAAGCAAGACGUUCUCAACCAACCCAUAGACUACCAGGGUUUCCAGCUUUUCAUGGCCACCUACCUGGAGAACGACAUCCCUGAGGAGCUGUGUCAGCACCUAUUCACCUCCUUCAAGAGCAAGACAGGGGGCUGCUCUCCUGAGAUGCCCCGAGCAGGAGUAGGACUCCUGGAGCCACGUUCCAUUGAUGCAGGCAUCUCUAUACAGACUGAAGUGGCCUGUGCCCCCAUAACAGGAAUGAAUGGAAAGAGCAUCCUGAUAGCCAUGGGUCGACCCACGCCGGAACCUUCCACUAUGAUGGCCUCAUGUUCAGGUGCCAUAUCCAUCUCUCCCUGCUCCUCCCGUUCCUCCUCACAGCGCUCUGGGAUGGGGCCCCACGCGCCUGGGGGGUCCUACCGCUCACCUGCCUGCACCCAGGUCAAACCCUCCACAUGCAGCAGUAGUAACACCCUGACCCCCACCCCAGCCAAGUCCCCAGCCUCCCCUCGGCUCUCCCCAGAGAGAAUCAGAGGGGAGAAGAGGAGGAGCCCGUCCCCAUUACCUUCCCCCCAGGUGGUGUUUCUGAAGGACAUUGUGUGUUACCUGUCCCUACUGGAGAGGGGCACACCAGAGGACAAGCUGGAGUUCAUGUUCCGGCUGUACGACACAGAUGGCAACGGAGUACUGGACAGCUCGGAACUGGACCGCAUCAUCAAUCAGAUGGUCCACGUGGCAGAGUACCUGGAAUGGGACUCGGCAGAGCUGCGACCGAUCCUGAAGGAGAUGAUGGAAGAGAUAGACUAUGACCGGGACGGAACAGUCACCCUGGAGGAGUGGAUCAGAGGAGGCCUCACCACCAUCCCUCUGCUGGUCCUGCUGGGCAUGGAGACGAAUGUUCAGGAAGAUGGUCAGCAUGUGUGGAAACUGAAGCACUUCAACAAGCCAGCCUACUGUAACUACUGCCACACCAUGCUGCUGGGAGUUCGCAAGCAGGGCCUCUGCUGCUCCAUAUGCAAGUACACAGUCCAUGAACGCUGUGUGUCCAAAGACAUUGCUGCCUGCAUCAGCACCUAUGCCAAGUCCCGCAGACACACCAAUGUCAUGCAGCAUGUCUGGAUGGAGGGAAACUCUCCCACUAAGUGUGACCGCUGUCACAGAAGUAUCAAGUGCUACCAGGGCUUAACGGGCCUACACUGUGUGUGGUGUCAGAUCACUCUCCACAAUAAGUGUGCGUCCAACAUGAAGCCGGAGUGUGAUGGAGGAGCCCUUAGAGACCACACUCUACUCCCCUCCUACAUCUGCCCUGUCGUCCUGGACCGUCAUUCUGUUGUGAAGCGGGGUGAAGGGGACUCCCCGCCCAGCAGCAGCCCUGACAACAUAAGUCAGAGCUUGAAAUUCACAGGAGACGGACAAGCACUGCAGAUCACUCCUCUCCCGGGUACACAUCCCCUCCUGGUCCUGGUCAACCCAAAGAGUGGAGGGAGACAGGGGGAGCGGGUAUUGAGAAAGUUCCAGUACCUGCUGAACCCCAGGCAGGUGUACAGUCUCGACCGAGGGGGACCCAUGGUGGGGCUCAACUUCUUCCAUGAUGUCCCUAAUUUCCAGGUGCUGGCAUGUGGAGGGGACGGGACAGUGGGAUGGAUCUUAGACUGUAUUGACAAGGCCAACUUUGCAAAAGAUCCCCCUGUGGCUAUCCUCCCUCUGGGCACAGGGAACGACCUGGCAAGAUGUCUACGCUGGGGCGGAGGUUAUGAGGGAGGCAGUCUGCUGAAGUUCCUGCGGGACAUAGAACACAGCACAGAUAUGAUGCUGGACCGAUGGAACAUCGACAUUAUCCCUGUAGACAAGGAGGAGAAGGGAGACCCAGUCCCCAACAGCAUCGUCAACAACUACUUCUCCAUUGGAGUGGACGCCUCCAUCGCUCACCGCUUCCACUUGAUGAGAGAGAAGCACCCAGAGAAAUUCAACAGCAGAAUGAAGAACAAGUUGUGGUACUUUGAGUUUGGCACCACUGAGACCAUCUCUGCCACGUGCAAGAAACUCAAUGAGUGUAUCGAAGUCGAGUGUGACGGUAUCAUCCUGGACCUCAGCAGCACGUCAUUGGAAGGCAUCGCCGUCCUCAACAUACCCAGCAUGCACGGCGGCUCCAACCUGUGGGGAGAGACCAAGAAAAGGCGGAACUACAACCGCAUGAGCAGGAAGGUUCCGGAUAGGAUGCCCACCAGUACCAUCAUCGAUAUAAAGGAGCUCAAGUUCUGUGUUCAGGACCUGAGUGACCAGUUGCUAGAGGUGGUGGGUCUGGAGGGCGCCAUGGAGAUGGGGAAGAUCUACUCAGGCCUGAAGAGUGCAGGUCGCAGACUGGCCCAAUGUGCUAACGUUACCAUCAGGACGUCCAGGCUGCUGCCCAUGCAGAUCGAUGGGGAACCUUGGAUGCAGCCCCCAUGUACGAUCAAUAUCACACAUAAGAACCAGGUUCCCAUGCUACUGGGGCCUCCUCAGAAGACCCCCUUCUUCUUCUUCAAGAGACGCAGCAGGAGUCGGGACUGAGUGAGGAGGACACUUCAAACUCCCCCAUCUUCACACAAACACAACCCCUCGGCCCCUCCAACACCAACUGAUGACUGGACUGGUGAACUGUUCCCCAUGGAGGAACUGGACCUUGGGAGAGGAGAGGAGGUGUAGAGGAGAGGAGGUGUGGAGGGGAUCAUUUGGAGAAGGAGAGGAUAUUCUUAAAAGAGGAAAACAACUCAAUAGACAUUGCCCCUUGGACCUAUGGCACCACUUCAGAAUGAACCAACUUUUUCUCAGUGUAAUGACCACUUCCUGUGUGUCCAUGUUCUAGCUUCUAGAACUUCCUGUUAACUUUGAACUCUGACCCUGCCACUGGCCCACUAGCUCAGUUAACCCAGGCUCCAGACCCAGCUUCAGCCCAAACCCACCAGUACUGACACACUGCCUUGGCAAAACACAGUCCCAACCAACAUAUAGGUUCAUUUAGGGAUACUGCCAUGAUCCUCAAAGGGAGGGAUAGAGAGAUGGAGGGAUAAAGAAACAUAAAGAGAGAGAGAGAAACAGAAGUGGGGUAGAAGGGGAGACAGACAGACAGGAAGGAAAGAAAAGAGUAGAAGAGAAGGAGUGAGGGAUGGGAUGAUCGAUACAGCAGAUGAAAGUAAGGUGUGUGUGUGUGUGUGUGUGUGUGUGUGUGUUCCCCUCUCUUUGAGGAACCCGUUGAAUAAUGAAUCAGAGCUUGUAGAGUAUUCACUCCAGUGUCUUUCCACGACGCCAGAACACUGCACACUGCCUGAGACAUGAAACAGAAAGAGGACAUCUAUAAUUGACUGCUUUGUUUAUGCUUGACGGUGACAGCAGGGCAGAAUCCACAGCAACAGUGGCCUGGGAAGCAUGGGAAACUCAAACUAACAUGUAGGGAUUUUUUCCCCCCAUCAUCUUGGCCCACAACAAGCAUAUUUAGACUAGAAUUUGAAGAAUAUCAAUGGCGUCAGGGGGAAAGGGAAGUCAAAGUGUUUUUAUCUCACCAUCUUCACUAAGUUACUCAGGGCCAUUGGUCUGUCCAGACGGAUUCGUGGAACAGAACUCAGUGUAGAGGGGAGACAAGGUAGAGAGGACCUGACUUCCCUAUUACUGUAGAGACAGAGAUCACUGAGAGCAGAGAUAAGCCCUGUGUCCCGAUCAGAAAAGCCCAGUAGGACAGCAUUAGGAACAGAGCCCAGUGUAGAGGGAGAGGAGACUGAAGGGGGUAUGUUAGGUCCUUACUGUAAUGUGUUAGGACAGCUUUAGAUUGAAUCAACAAGCCUCACCCAGAAACAGAUGUCCCAGAGGACACUUUUAGAGGGUUAGAGAUUGAAAUGGAUCCAGCUAGCUAGAGAUAGAAUAACAGCCUGACUCCCCCAGGCCUGAGGGGUCUGAUUUACCAUAGCUUGGACUGGACCUAAAUUUAACCUGCUAUUUCAGGAGGAUCUACACUGUGAAGCACUAUUCCUAAUUACGGUGUGAAAACAUCAGCUCGCUGUCCAAGAGUGCAAAACCCAGGGGCCUGACUGAAAAUGGUGGGUGUAAUUCCAUUCAUGUUGGUUGCUGGACCGUACCAUUCAGGCAACAGGAAGACAUGUUAUCAAUUCAAAUGUGCUGAACUGAAAAUGACUCUUAAAAUCAAACCGAAUGGCAAGAGCUGAACAGGCAAGAAAACAGUGAGGCAGAGAUAGUGUGGCAGCUACUACGAUAUACCCUUAUAGUACUGUCCCAACAAUAGUAGCCAACUAUAUAUGUGCAGACACAGUAUUUGUAUAUUGUGGAAAUAGGUGUGGUGCACAUGAAUGUGUUUUUUAAUGAUAUAUUAUUAGUGUAGAGUUUGAGACUAUAGAAGAGCACAGAUCAGUGUUCUUUAGUGGGUCACUUCAAUGACUCAGUCUGGGGCUGAUACACAAAACAUCCUCUCUGGCACCAUAGCACCCUCGUACCCUAGGAUUUAUUUUAUUUUAUUUUUUAUUUAACCUUUAUUUAAACUAGGCAAGUCAGUUAAAAACAAAUUCUUAUUUACAAUGACGGCCUACCCCGGCCAAACACUGGACCAAUUGUGCACCGCCCUAUGUAGGAUGUAAGGGUUAGGGUGCAUGGCACAGGGGGGUGAGAGUGAAGUGAGCCAGCAUUCAACACUGAGUGUUUGUCCCAAAUGGCACCCUAUUCCCUAUUCAGUGCACUACUUUUGACUGGCGUGAAUCACAAACUGUCAUUGUAUGCCGGUGAUCUUCUGUUGUUUAUUUCGAACCCUCACAGUACAGUCCUCACGGUUAUAGAUACAUGGGAUAUGAAUUCGGCAAGAUCUCUGGUUACAAGCCAAACCUGAACAAGUGAAUGACACAGUAUGUAGCGCAAUUUUGAUGGAAUUCCCUUUAAAAUGACCAAGGGCCCCUUCACCUACCUUGGCAUAACAAUGACCAUCAGCUACAAUGACUUGCUCAGGUUCAACUUCAAACCACUACUAGGACUUACCAAACAAGACAUUUCACCAUUGUCCACGCUGCCAAUCUCCCUCGCAGGCCGCAUUCAUUGACCCCAUAGGGCUCUGGUCAAAAGUAGUGCACUGAAUAGGGAAUAGGGUACCAUUAGGACUGACCCUGAGCUCCUCUUACGGGGCGAGGCUUUGAUGUCUUCGGCCCUAAAUCCCUUUAAAACCACACUGAGCCGGGACUAUCAUGUCCAGGACCCACUAAAACAGAGCCACAUGUCCAAUGACCAUGGAGUAGAAGUAAAACAGUCCCAAAUGGCACCCUAGUCCUUAUAUAGUGCACUACUUUGGACCAGAACCCUAUCAAAAGUAUUGCACUAUAUAGGAACAGGGUGCCAUUUGAGACGUAGACUUUAUCUCUAUGGACCACAGGGUCUGUCUGACCCUGCAACACCUCUAACCAGUACAUACAGGCAACAUUUCAAUGACCACAUCACCUCUACUAUCAUAACAUAGAGUUGUCGGCCAAUGGUCAUUGGAUAUCGGGGCUCAUUUUAGUCUUUAUGGAGCCUGGAUUGAGGCGACUCAGUGAGAUGUGUGCAUGUUUACAUAUCACUUUUCAUUUACGGGAAAUGAUUUUCAAUUUUAACUGUUAUAAUUAUGUGUAUAUAGAUAUUUGUUUAUAUAUUUUAUCUGAAGUUACACCACCGCAUGCCUGCUGAAACAAAUGAGACAAAGAAAUGUCUGUCUGCUUGAGGAGAGACCACGCUGAUUGUUGCAACCCCCUCCUUCAAGCUAUGACCUGUCCUGCUGUCGGGUCACAUUAGCUGUUCAACCCCCCCAACUUAUCCAUUGCUUAAAAACCCAUGACCUUGUGUGUUUAUUUGUUGUGUUUCCCCAUUGGUAGCUAGCAUAGCAUGUUGGUAAUUCUGUGCUAGAACAGGACAGUGUUGGUUUGUCUUAGGUCAAAAGGAGAGAGACUUCCCAGGAGACAUGUCCACUAUGGCUGCCAUUUUGUGACUCAUCGUCAGAAGAUGGAACGGGGAUGCGGACACAGAACUCAGAACUCUUACCUAUCAGACUAUUAAUCCUCAAUGUUUGUGUCACUCAGUCACCACUCAUCUCCAAUCCGGUCAUCAGAAAAUGAUCAAUAGCCUUAACUAACAAACAAACACACACGGUGUCUCUAGUGCAUUUUCUGCCAGGACACAACAACGACGGGACACUGACGAAGAAGAAGUUAGUAAAAAGAACAAUGAUAAUGAACUCUCUGUCUCUGUUGCAAUAACCCACUGCCAUCACUAACCAGCUGCCCGAUCCAUAACCAUCACUGCCUAUCGGGAUGGGUCCCCUCCACCCACUUCUAAGAGGAUUUGGUUUAGCCCAGGUUGUCAACAACCACUGUUGAAUGUGGCCUCUGGCCAUCAUAGAAACACCAGGGAGGAAUGGACUGAGGCCAUCCAUUAUCAUGUUGACAGACAGUGGUUGCAUCCUAAAUGGCAUCCUAUUCCCAAUUAAGUGCACUACUUUUGACCGGAGCACUUUGUGGGCCCUGGUCAAAAGUAGUGGACUAUAGGGAAUAGGGUGCCAUUUGAGUCGCCCUCCAUGUUGCAGCAGGGAUUUCUAUGUACUGCACCUCAGCCACUGUUAUAGCCAUAAGUGUGUGUCUGUGUCCAUGUACAUGGUGAUCAUGAUGUGCCUCUGCCUCUGAGGUGACCUAGAGGAGGGCUAUAUCAAAGAAACUAAUAAUGAUGAUAGUAUACACAGUCUAUUACAAUUAGGAUUGUUUAAUUUUCCACCAUUACAUAUCCACACUCUUCCACUGAAUUGAGACAACCAGAUGCAUAAAAGGGCUCCAAGCAUGUCAUUUAGAAUAUGGCCAAUACAUUGCUGCAUUUUAUGCAGUAUACCAGUUUGGAUAAUUGAAAUGGAGCCAAAGAUGGUCCUCAUCACCAUCCUCCCCAUGUGAAACUAUUGUCCCCUUGUCUCCACUGUCCCUCCUGACCAUGGUCUUGUCAACCUUCAGAGACUCACAGAGGCAGUGAGGUUUAUCGUGCUGUCACUGUUGUUGGUGUCGUCCUAUUCUUAGGCCUGGACAGAUUAACUAACAGUAUUGAGUGACACUAGUGGCCGGGACAGAUGCAGUCGGGCUAGAGCCAUGCAUACAGUUUAUAUCAUUCCCGAGUGUGAUGUUCUACAUGUGUGUUAAAACCCAUGGGCCUGUUGUGUUUACCAUAGAAAUAGCAUAGCAACAUGAUUGGUAAACUCAUGGGUACACUCAAAAUGGCUGCCAGUCCACUCAUUAUGGCAUCAUUGACUUGAAUGGGGAGGCCCCGUUCUGUGGUGUUUACUCCCUCAGGGUCAAUGUAUGUACAGUAUGUAUGUAUGUAUGUAUGUAUGUAUUUGUGUGUGUGUGUGUGUGUGUGUGUGUGUGUAUGUGUGUGUGUGUGUGUGUGUGUAUAUGUAUGUAUGUAUGCAGCUGUCCAUAUGCCUGUAGCGCCCGGCGAGGGUUAGGGGCAGACUGUGACAGUAGACCCUGUGAUUGGACAAAAAUAAGAUAUUAUCAUAUAUUCUCAUCGUCUGCCCUAGCUGGGUUUAUCGUCUGUUUGUUGCCCUCGCCGUUGUGUUUGUUAGUUGUAUGUUGGACAAAAGAAUAAUCAAAUAAACAAAGAGGAUGAAUAUG
This is a messenger RNA of Oncorhynchus mykiss (rainbow trout), 8573 nucleotides long. The record is from RefSeq and is a predicted model, not a curated record. NCBI's taxonomy places the organism in Eukaryota, Metazoa, Chordata, Actinopteri, Salmoniformes, Salmonidae.